Molecule: messenger RNA, 3529 nt
Organism: Oncorhynchus masou masou (cherry salmon)
Lineage: Eukaryota; Metazoa; Chordata; Actinopteri; Salmoniformes; Salmonidae
Product: deoxynucleoside triphosphate triphosphohydrolase SAMHD1-like
Exons: 16
Coding region: 97-1932 (611 amino acids)
Biological process (GO): dGTP catabolic process; regulation of innate immune response; defense response to virus
Cellular component (GO): nucleus
Molecular function (GO): protein binding; dGTPase activity
Source: RefSeq, a predicted model, not a curated record
UAGUAGACCGCACCAUAGUUUAAAAUAGUUCGCGCGGAAAGAAGUCCCCAGUACCGGCUCUACUGUGUUACUGGCACCAUUCAAUCACCGAUCAUUAUGGAUACUCGAAAGCGUCCCAGAGAAGAUUUGCCGAAUACUAGUAGUGAUCAGUUAAAACCCCCGGAGAAGCGGCAUUAUGAGGCGGCGUGGCAGGAUUUCGGGCAGUGGGGUGUCGAGGACGUUUGUAGAUACCUGCGUCAAGAAGGUCACUGCAAAUGGGAGGAUGCAUUCAGAGAGCAAAAGAUGACAGGAGUGGGAUUACGAUACCUCACAGAGACACUUCUGGAUAAAAUGGGUGUAGUGCCUCUAGGCACCCGGUUGCAGAUCCUGCACAGUCUGAGGAAGCUGUGGCAGAUGGCAGCAGAGACCACCAAGGUGUUUAAUGACCCAGUCCAUGGCCAUGUAGAGAUGCAUCCUCUGCUGGUCCGUAUCAUGGACACCCCUCAGUUCCAGAGGCUCCGCCACAUCAAGCAGCUGGGAGGAGCAUAUUUCGUCUUCCCUGGGGCCUCCCACAACCGCUUCGAACACUCCAUAGGGGUGGGCUACCUAGCAGGUCGGCUGGUCCAGGAGUUGAGUGAGAGACAACCAGAGCUCCUCAUCUCCAGUAGAGACAUCCUGUGUGUCCAGAUUGCUGGGCUCUGUCACGACCUGGGUCAUGGUCCUUUCUCCCAUAUGUUUGAUAGCAUGUUCAUCCCCAAAAUGCGUCCAAAGUCCAAGUGGAAGCAUGAGGAGGCGUCCCUUGCGAUGUUUGACCAUCUGGUGUCUGUAAAUGCCUUGGAGCCAGUGAUGAAGGAUCAUGGUCUGGUCCUACCUGAUGACCUGGUCUUCAUCAAGGAGCAGAUUGCUGGAUCACAGAGCACUGUCCCUCUCAGACAGGGGUGGCCUUAUAAGGGCCGUCCAGAGGAGAAGUCUUUCCUCUAUGAGAUUGUGGCCAACAAAUUGACCGGCAUCGAUGUGGACAAGUGGGACUACUUCGCCAGGGACUGCUACCACCUGGGCAUCCCGAAUAACUUUGACUACCAUCGCUUCCUCAAGUUUGCUCGGGUGUGUGAGGUAGAUGGGAAGAAGCAGAUCUGCACCAGAGAAAAGGAAGUGGGUAAUCUGUACGACAUGUUCCACACACGCAGCUACCUCCACAGAAAAGCCUACCAGCACAAAGUGGGACACAUAAUAGAGACAAUGAUCACAGAGGCCUUCAUCAAGGCAGAACCCCACAUCAAGAUUCAAGGUUCAGAGGGAAAAAUGUUCACCAUCUCCACAGCAAUAGAUGACAUGGAGGCCUACACUAAACUCACUGACCAUGUGUUUGAGCAGAUCCUGUACUCUUCAUCCUCUGAGCUGUCAGAGGCCAGAAAGAUCCUCUACAACAUCACCUGCAGAAACCUCUACAAGAAUAUGGGACAGACCCAAGCCAAGGAACGUGUGGAGGUCUCACAGGAACAGCUCCAGAAAUGGGCAGGUGAAUUGGCGACGUGCAGGCCUGAGAGCGACCUCCAGGGCGUCACUCUAGAGCCAGGGGACUUUGUAGUCAAUAUCAUCAACAUGGACUGGGGUAUGAAGGAGAAGAACCCCAUCAACAACAUGCGUUUCUACUGUAAGAAUACCCCAACCAAAACCACCCAGAUCAGCAGGAACCAGGUGUCUCAGAUGCUGCCAGAUCAGUUUGCUGAGCAGCAGAUCAGGGUCUACUUUAAGAAGAGAGAUGAGAAGACCGUGGAGGCAGCUAAGAUUAACUAUGUCAAGUGGUGCAUGGACAACAACUUCUCCAAGCCUCAGGACGGAGAUUCGAUUGCACCGGAGCUCACCCCUCUGAAGCAUAGCUGGGCCCACAAUUAUGAUGACAACGGUGAUGAAGAGGAUAGCCAGGGAGGAAGGAGGAGGGCUCUCUUUUAGGAGGAUGAGAAAGAGGAUCUGUCUGUUUACCUCUUUUAUGGCAGCUGUCACCAAUCCUGGUUCCAGAGAGCUACAGAGUAUGCAAGGUUUUGUUCCAACCCAGCACUAACACACCUGAUUCAGCUAGUCUAGGUUAUAAUCAUUAAUUGAGUAGCUGAAUCAGUCGUGUUGAUGCUGGGUUGGAACAAACCGUUGCAUACCCUGGUGCUCCCCAGGACUAGGUGUUGGGGACCAAAGAUGGUGGGUAAAUGAUGUCUUGCUCAGGCCAUUUACCUUUGAAAAAAAUGGUCAUUGUUCUCAUCUUAAAGGAAAACUCCACCCAAAAUGCUAUUUUCGUAUUUGUCAUUAGUGCAUUGUUGAUACGGCACCAAUUGUUUUGCAUUUCAGCAAUCAAGUUAAAGAUAUCUAACUUUCAAAAUACAGAAAUACAGCUGGUUUGAUUUAUUUUGCAUCGUAUGAUACAAAACGCAGCAUCAUACCGGCUGUAUUUUGAAAGUUAUGCAGUAUAUCUUGAGAACUUGAUUGCUGACUUGCAAAACAUUUUGGGACUAUAUCAACAAUGGUCUAAUGAAACAAAUACCAAAGUAUAGUUUCUGGGUGGACAUCAAUGGGAUAGCAGCUGGGUCUGGUCUGCUUAGUUCAUUGACUCUAUAUGAACCAGAGAAUAUUAGGGAGUUGGAGAUCAGUGUCUAGGAGCAACGCCCAGAAGAAGACCUUUGGCUCAGGGUUCUGUUCACGCUCAGUUCUGUUAGGGAUUAUAUCAUAUAGUCUUUAUUUUAUUCUCUUUUUAUCUCGUUUUAUUUUAAGCAUAUGUUAUAGGUUUUUAAGUGCGGUUAUUUUGCCUUAUUUAAUUAUCGAUGUGACUGUGAAAAUACUAGCAGCAACUGUUACAUAUUUAUACAACCUGAUGAAAGUGGUUCUCAAACCCUUUUUGGACAAUCAUGCUUGUUUUACAUUGUAGCUGAGUAUGUAAUUGUUUCAUGGUAUUGAAUCACCAUUGUUUGUCUUUCAGGGCAUUGUCUUUCUUAUAAGCAUGGUUUCUACAAGGUUUUAGUUUAAAUAUAGGCACCCACCAUAGCUAGCCUGGUUGUUGACAUACGUACAGUAUGUUUGGUGAGGUAGGGGUUGACUAAAGCACAUGAAGAUCAGAGAUCUGUAUAUUUGAUUAUUUUCCUAAAAGUGGCCACUUGAACUGACAAACAGAGAUGGGUCACAGUGUGCAGUGUGGGUAGUGUAGUCAGUUAUACAUACACAAUGCAUGCGGUGUGUGAUUCAGACCUGAAACUUUUUUGGUUUUGAUUUGGACUGUUUCUCUAAGUGCUGCGGUAUCACAUUGUUUUCAUCCAUGUUACCCUUGAGUCUGGCUAUGUUCUCUUCAUGUAAACAAUAUACACACAAUGUUUACCAUACAGUCUGCAUCAAGAUGAAUCCACAGCUGUUGGUCAUUGACGGUAUGUUUGUUGAUUUUAAUUAUGUGCUUCAUUUAAAAAAUAUAUAUAAUGAAAGACAAAUCGUAGAGACAGUCAACGUUUCAGGGAUUUUAUGAUGGAGUACAACUGUCAAAAGCUGUGAAAUACAACUAUUUUCUCUGCCUGGC